AUGUCCGGAUCGUUCGCGUUGCCCACCCGUCAAUUGAACCUCUUCGGUUCCCGGACUGCUCAACAACAACAGCAGUUUCAGGCGCAGCAGCUACAGGCGCACCAAGUUCAGCAGCAAUCCCAACAGCAGUCGGCUCAGCAUGGACUUGCUCUGCCGUCGGGUAACCCCUACCUCCAACAACCUUCGAGACCAGGCCUCGCCCUACCAGGUCCUUCGCCGCUGUCAAACUCUUAUCAACCCCCACAGCAGCCUUCAUCAUCACAGUCAUCGUCGCAGACGCCCCCAUCAGCGACGAAUGCCGUCGCUGGACCUUCCACCCCCGCUGCCACCCCUGCUCCAGCAACGCCCAUCCCUCUUACGCUAGAGCAGCAGCACAUCACUGCUGUCGAGGGCAUUGUACCCACUCUACAAAACAUCGUUGCCACGGUCAACCUCGACUGUCGCCUCGACCUCAAAACUAUUGCCUUACACGCCAGGAAUGCCGAGUACAAUCCUAAGCGUUUUGCGGCCGUCAUCAUGCGUAUACGCGACCCCAAGACGACGGCACUUAUCUUCGCGUCGGGCAAGAUGGUCGUGACUGGUGCCAAGUCAGAAGACGAUUCCCGGCUCGCGUCAAGAAAGUAUGCACGUAUCGUGCAGAAACUCGGCUUCGAUGCCAAGUUUUCUGAAUUCAAGAUUCAGAACAUUGUGGGUAGUUGUGACGUGAAGUUUCCUAUUCGUUUGGAGGGCCUCGCAUACAGUCACGGGCAGUUCAGUAGUUAUGAGCCGGAGUUGUUCCCUGGUCUCAUCUAUCGCAUGAUCAAGCCCAAAGUCGUGCUACUCAUUUUCGUCUCGGGCAAAAUUGUGUUGACUGGUGCCAAGGUAAAUAUGUUCUAUUUUGUUGCGCCUUUGUGCCUGUUCGAUAUCGUUCAGUGCGUGCAUCAGCCAUGGUCGUGA
Desarmillaria tabescens is the source of this 936-nucleotide messenger RNA. RefSeq lists its product as uncharacterized. Gene Ontology annotation, molecular function: DNA binding; RNA polymerase II general transcription initiation factor activity. The transcript is spliced from 3 exons. Lineage: Eukaryota; Fungi; Basidiomycota; Agaricomycetes; Agaricales; Physalacriaceae. The record is from RefSeq and is a predicted model, not a curated record. Gene Ontology annotation, biological process: DNA-templated transcription initiation. The coding region runs from base 1 to 936 and encodes 311 amino acids.